CCGUGGCCGGAAGUGCCAGGGCUGGGCGGCGGGUCUGGGUCCGCUGCCGCCGGUGCGCCCGAGCGCGGCGCCUCCCGCCCCUCUCCCGCUCCCCUCGGCCCCGCCAGGUUCCCUCAGCGACCCCCGCCAUGCACCCGCGGCGCCCCGAAGGCUUCGACGGCCUCGGCUACCGCGGGAUCGGUCGCGAUGAACUGGGUCCCGGCUCCAGGCCCUUCAGCAGCGGCUCGGAGCUGGGCUCCUGGGUGACCAGCCCGCCCGACAUUCCUGGCAGCCGCAACCUGCACUGGGGCGAGAAGACGCCGCCGUAUGGGGCCGGGACCCCUCUGAGCGGCGCCGGCUCCAACGAGGAGGCCAACCUCGGGACGGGCGGCCCCGGCGCCGAGCAGUUGAACAGAUUUGCUGGCUUUGGUAUUGGCCUUGCAAGUCUAUUUACAGAAAAUGUGUUGGCACAUCCUUGCAUUGUUCUACGUCGUCAAUGUCAGGUUAACUAUCAUGCACGGAAUUAUCAUCUCACACCGUUUACAAUUGUCAAUAUCAUGUACUGCAUCAAUAAGACACAGGGUCCAAGAGCUCUCUGGAAAGGAAUGGGCAGCACUUUCAUUGUUCAGGGCAUAACCCUGGGAACAGAAGGCAUCAUCAGUGAAUUUACACCUUUGCCAAGAGAGCUUUCACAUAAAUGGAAUCUCAAGCAGAUAGGUGGACACCUUUUACUCAAGGGGUUAACACAUGUGAUAGCAAUGCCUUUUUAUUCUGCAAGCCUGAUUGAAACUGUACAGAGUGAAAUAAUUCGAGACAAUCCUGGCAUUCUGGACUGUGUGAAAGAAGGAAUUGGCAGAGUCGUAGGCUUGGGAGUACCCCAUAGCAAGCGUCUCCUUCCUCUGAUGGUCCUGACUUUUCCCACUGCUCUACAUGGAGUUCUUCACUACAUCAUCAGUUCCAUCGUACAGAAGCUUGUCUUGUUUGUUUUGAAAAGGGAUAAUUCCCACAACCUUCCAACUGAGAGCUCCACUUCUGUGCAGAGCAUGCUGGAUGCGUAUUUUCCAGAACUUAUUGCUAGCUUUGCUGCUAGCCUUUGUGCUGAUGUCAUGCUUUACCCGCUGGAAACAGUUUUGCACCGCCUUCAUAUUCAAGGGACACGCACAAUAAUUGACAAUACAGACCUUGGCUAUGAAGUGCUUCCAAUCAAUACUCAGUAUGAGGGAGUAAAAGACUGCAUAAAUACUAUAAAACGAGAGGAAGGAAUGCAAGGUUUUUAUAAAGGAUUUGGAGCUGUUAUAGUACAGUAUACCUUGCAUGUGGCAGUUUUACAGCUUACCAAAAUUAUUUACUCAACACUGCUUCAAAAUGUUUCUUAAUCUGUCUAGGUCUCAAUUUAGCACAUUGACAUGUGCUAAAUGAUUGACAUGAUUGACUUGCUAACCUAGUUAUUCUUCAAAUGGCUUAGAGAAUGAACUUUGGGGAAUCCACUCUGUGGAUUCUCCUUACACUGUAGAACUACUUGUUUUAAAAAUGGGGAUAUAGUUUCCGAAGUGUAAUUAAAAAAGGACUGUUUGAAAAUUACAGACACAAAUUGAAUAUGUCAUAUGCAGUCAUACAAAGGGGAUCAGAUUUCAAAUGUGAUUGCAUUGAGGAUUUACUUUUCCUCUUACCAGUUCACUGACAUAAGGAAUGCAUAUGAAUUGUUAGUAUCUGCUUUAUAAGCAUCACAUCUGAUACUUAAGAUGGACUGUUAAGCAGUUGAAAAGAAUUUAUUUUCUUAAGUUAUAAGAACUUAGAGUUAGGGGACUGAUGGCUUUACUGGUCUUUUAAAAAUGUUUCCAACUUCACUGUUAAUAGAACUGCAAGUAAAAUAGAAACUGUGAAAGUGACUUAAGUAGACUUAAAUGUUAUCAUUUAUAGGUAUAUAGAAUACUUAUUUUGCUGCAGUGUGGCAGAAGAUGACAAAUGGGAAUCUCUUGCUUUGUAUAAAAACAAUGAAAAAUGGGUGUGAGUCAAAACUGCACAGAAUGCAAAUUUGGCUGUCUUGCAGUUUGUUUGCAAGGCUUACAAUAACUGUGUGAAUAAAGCAAAAUAGAAAUUGAUGUGUGCAUGUGUAAGUGCCAUUUUUAGUUGACUUUCCACUGACAACUUCAGGGUUUAGUUUUACUGUAAUGCUCCAUAUGAGAGUGUAAUAAUCAUACGAAUCUGUGUAGUAGUAGUGGUGUUCAAAGUGUACAGAAAGCCUAAGAAAACAAUUGGCUGUUCCUAGAGUUUUUAUUUUGUUAGAUUGGAGGAGUGUGUAUAAAAUUGUCUCCUUAACUAUUUAGCACUGAUGUCUGUAAUUUAAAAUCUCUGCUAGUUUAAAUAUUUUGUGGAGCAGAGCUAAGUCUGUUUAUGUGCAAAGGAACCAUUGAAAUAAAUCAUUUUUGCUCUCUCCCCCUUCAGACUCAGCCUGAAAAUGAUUUUUAAUCAUUUUAAAUAACCUAAUCCUUGGUUUCUUCAGUAAAUAUGGGGGCUGGGAGAUGGUUUUUGCAAAUAAAACAAGCAUGUGGAAAGUCACUUUUAAAUUGUGAGAGGCCGCUGCUUUUUUCACAUUCAUGUGGCAAGUCUGUUUUUGUGAAUGCUGUAAACUGAUCUGCAUUUUAAUCAUUAAUCAUUGUGUAGUUACCACUUAUGGAAAGUAGUCAUGGUAAAAUAAUGCAGAGAUGUUGCUCUUUGUAAAUUCUGACUUCAUAUCAGGUCUACUUUAUUAUUAAUCUAACUUUCAUGUAUUUUAAAUGCCUAAGUGUUGAAAUGGAGAGUAUGGUGAACUUGGAAACUGGAUUCUUUUGAAAUACUGUUGAUUGCAAUUCUAGUGUAUAGUGUAUGAAAUAAAAUGAGAAUUCACUGUAAGUAUUAUAAAAUAA
Molecule: messenger RNA, 2885 nt
Organism: Onychostruthus taczanowskii (white-rumped snowfinch)
Lineage: Eukaryota; Metazoa; Chordata; Aves; Passeriformes; Passeridae
Gene: SLC25A46
Product: solute carrier family 25 member 46
Exons: 8
Coding region: 129-1355 (408 amino acids)
Biological process (GO): axon development; mitochondrial fission; mitochondrial membrane fission
Cellular component (GO): mitochondrial outer membrane
Source: RefSeq, a predicted model, not a curated record